GAUGAGGGUGAAACUGCCGUUGCCGGCUGCUCCUGUUUUCCCGCCCCAGCAUGUUGGUGCACUUAUUUCGGGUCGGGAUUCGGGGAGGCCCUGUCCCAGGCAGGCCGCUACUACCCCUCCGCUUCCAGACUUUCUCGGCCGUCAGGUACUCUGAUGGCCGCCACAGCUCCUCCCUCCUCAAGGCCAUGGCCCAGCUCCGCGCCUGCCUCCCUCGAGCUCCGCCAGCCCCCAGCCGGAGCCCCUCUGCCUGGUGCUGGGUUGGGGGAGCCCUGCUAGGCUCCAUGGUUCUGAGCAAGCGUCCCCGCCUCUGCCUUGUGGCCCUGUGUGAGGCAGAAGAGGCCCUUCCUGCCUACGCCAGGCCCCAUGUCGUGGACUCCUACUUUAACUGGGAGCUCUUCUGGCAGUUUCUGCGCCCCCACCUGCUGGUCCUGGGGGUAGCCAUCGUGCUGGCCUUGGGUGCCGCACUGGUGAAUGUUCAGAUCCCCCUACUCCUGGGCCAGCUGGUAGAGAUCGUGGCCAAGUACACAAGGGACCAUGUGGGGAGCUUCAUGACAGAGUCCCGGAGUCUCGGCACCCACCUGCUUAUCCUCUAUGGCAUCCAGGGACUACUGACCUUCGGGUACCUGGUGUUGCUGUCCCAUGUUGGUGAGCGCAUGGCCAUGGACAUGCGGAGGGCCCUCUUCAGCUCCCUGCUCCGACAGGACAUUGCUUUCUUUGAUGCUAAAAGGACAGGGCAGCUGGUGAGCCGAUUGACAACUGAUGUGCAGGAGUUUAAAUCAUCCUUCAAGCUUGUCAUCUCCCAGGGCCUGCGAAGCUGCACCCAGGUGGCUGGCUGCCUGGUGUCUCUGUCCAUGCUGUCCCCACGCCUCACGCUGCUGCUGAUGGUGGCCACACCGGCUCUGAUGGGAGUUGGCACCCUGAUGGGCUCAGGUCUCCGAAAAUUAUCUCGCCAGUGUCAGGAACAGAUCGCCAGGGCAACGGGUGUAGCAGAUGAGGCCCUGGGAAACGUGCGGACCGUGCGCGCCUUCGCCAUGGAGCAGCGGGAAGAGGAACGCUACGGAGCUGAGCUGGAGGCAUGUUGCUGCAAGGCAGAGGAGUUGGGCAGGGGCAUCGCUCUGUUCCAGGGGCUUUCCAACAUCGCAUUCAACUGCAUGGUCUUGGGCACCCUGUUUAUUGGGGGCUCCCUCGUGGCUGGACAGCAGUUGACAGGGGGAGACCUCAUGUCCUUCCUUGUGGCCUCCCAGACAGUGCAGAGGUCCAUGGCCAACCUCUCCAUCCUGUUUGGUCAGGUGGUGCGGGGGCUCAGUGCAGGCACCCGUGUCUUUGAGUACAUGGCCCAGAGCCCCUGUAUCCCAUUGUCUGGGGGCUGCUACAUCCCCAGGGAGCACCUCCGUGGCUCCAUCACAUUCCAAGACGUCUGCUUCAGCUACCCCUGCCGCCCUGGCUUUGAAGUGCUCAAAGAUUUCACUCUGACGCUGCCUCCUGGCAAGAUCGUGGCUCUCGUGGGCCAGUCUGGGGGAGGAAAGACCACUGUGGCUUCCCUGCUGGAGCGCUUCUACGACCCCACAGCAGGCGUGGUGAUGCUGGACGGGCGGGACCUGCGCACCCUCGACCUCUCGUGGCUCCGGGGCCAGGUUGUCGGCUUCAUCAGCCAGGAGCCAGUCCUAUUUGGAACAACCAUCAUGGAGAACAUCCGUUUUGGAAAGCUGGAAGCUUCUGAUGAGGAGGUGUACGCAGCUGCACGGGAAGCCAAUGCCCACGAGUUCAUCACCAGCUUCCCCGAGGGCUACAACACCGUUGUCGGUGAGCGGGGCACAACCCUGUCUGGUGGCCAGAAGCAGCGCCUGGCCAUCGCCCGGGCCCUCAUCAAGCAGCCCACAGUGCUGAUCCUGGAUGAGGCCACCAGCGCACUGGAUGCAGAGUCUGAGCGGAUUGUGCAGGAGGCCCUGGACCGGGCCAGCGCUGGCCGCACCGUGCUAGUCAUUGCCCACCGGCUCAGCACUGUCCGUGGGGCCGACCACAUCGUUGUCAUGGCCAAUGGUCGUGUCUGGGAGGCCGGGACCCACGAAGAGCUCCUGCGGAAAGGCGGGCUCUAUGCGGAGCUCAUCCGGAGGCAGGCCCUGGACGCACCGCUGAUGUCGGCUGCAGCUCCGGAGAAGCCGAAAGGCCCCAGGAACCGCCAACACAAGCCCUGAGAGUGGGUCAUUGCCAUACAUCAGUGUCAGAGCCAGGACUCAGCAGUGGGGGGAGCUCAACAGAGACUGAGCCCCAGGGCCAGCGUGCUGGGGCUUCAGAUGCUGGGGCUGCUCCCCCGCCCCUGCUCACAGUGACACAGUAAAGCCUAGGCCGUGGGGCCGGGCUGGUGGGAGGUUGGGAUCACUCCUCUCUCCUACACCCUAAUGCUAUCCAGGCCCCCAGCUCCAGGGAGUUUUUUAAAAAUCGGGGUCUAGAAGUGGGCCUGGAAAUCCAGACCAAUGCUCUUCCCCACCCUUGCUAGGACCUCACUUCCCUAGGCGGGGCCUGACUCGUACACUCCUGCGUCUCCCUGCCUCUCUGAACCCUGUGAGAAGGAGCCCAACCCUCGGCCCACCCUCAAGCCCACAGUCCCAUCUUCUAAACAACCUUCCUCCGUUCUCCCUACCCCAUUAACAGUCCUGAUCCCUAGAUUUCACCUCCUCACUUCUUCCAAGGGGCCAGAUGCCUAACAGGGCCCAGGUGUAGAGUCCGGGUAGGGGGGCUGGGUGCACAGUGGCCCAUUCCCUCAAGAAGCACCUAGCCUGCCUGGCUGCCUGCCACUCGCCCUGCCUUGUGCUCCCAAGCUUUCACCCAGGGAGAGUGUGGGCCAACCUCCCCACCACACUGAGAGCACCCAGAUAUGAAGGACACAGAGGAGGGACCCAGAACUCUUGCUGCAGGACUAUAGUGCUAACAAAAAAACAACAGGGAGCAGUUAAUGCGAAAUCAAUCGAGGAGCAGUGCUGUCAGACCAGCCUCCCUAGAGUGGUCCAAGAUGCAUGUGGAGAAGGUGGGACUGGAGCCUACCUUGAAACGGGCUGAGGAGACAGCCCGAGUAGCAUGAGCCUGUGGUCCCAAAGCUGUGAAGGAGGCAGAGCUGGGCUCUAGGUGGCUUCUGAGGGGCCUGGAAAGGCACAUGAGAAAGGCCCUUGGACUAAACACUCAUCAGGACCUCAUGUGUCUGUGUGGCUGCAGAUGCACCAGCCCUCCUCACCUACUCCUAGGGCCAGUGGCCUCUAGCCUUGGGGAUGUCCAUGCCACUUCCCACUGUGCACCUUCCCCCAUCCAGUCAUGUCCAGGCUGUGGGACUCCACGGAGCCCUGCUCUCCAGGCAGGGGAAGAGGGGGUGCCCAUGCUGCACCUUCACAGCCAGCCCAGCAUUUUGGAUUCAUUCUGUGACAAAGAAAGGCAGUGCCAUCUUUCUGGGGGUGGUGGCAGCAGUGUGCAGAUGGAGUGGACACGGCUGCUGGGAGGCCAGCCUGGAAGAGGCAGCAGCGGCUCAGGUUGAGUGCAGGAGCCAGGUGGGAUUCACAGCCUCUUGAGAGGAUGGGUGAGGACCAGAUGUACUUUGGGGACAAACCACCCAAAAAUUCCAGGGCCACAGCACCCUUGUUUGAUAUCCUGCUUACUGGCUGAUCAGAGGCUGCAUCUCAGGGCAGCAGGAGCAGAGCCUGGGCUGGCUCCCAGGGACUUCCCGCUAACCCCCCCCACCCCACCCCAGUGCAGCCCAGAGCAGGGCCUCCGCCUUCUGUGGGGCCAGAGGCCCUGCUUGUCUGCCUGACCCGUCCCUCAUGGGGCAGCCAGCCAAGGCAGCUCCUGCUUCACCCGCCCAGCUACCAGGCUCCCUAGAUGCCUACUGACACCAGAUUCUAGGUCUCCUUACAUCUCCAGGGUGGCUUCUCCGAAUUCAGCCUCUUCCACCCCUCCCAGCCAGGAGGGAAGUAGUAGAACCCACCGCCAAUACAGCUCAAGGAGCCACGCCGCCUGCAUCUCCCUGAGCAACGUUCCUCAGCCUGGGCUCCGCCAGCUACUCAGCAGAGACAGAAGCGUGGCUGUGCUUGCUCUUGAAAGUCUGUUUUAAUGGGAUAGGGCUGGCCCGUGGCUCACUUGGGAGAGUGGGGUGCUGACAACACCAAGUCAAGGGUUAAGAUCCCCUUACCGGUCAUCUUUAAAGAAAAAAAAAAGUUUAGACGGGAUAAUCUAUGGUCAAGUACUUAAAAAUCAUAAUGCCGUAGCCUUGGAAAGUUGUCACAUCUGUGACAUGUCAUACCAUGUUAUUCACUCAAUCCUUCCAAAGUAUAUAUUUAUUAAGCACCUAUCAUAGGUCACUGAGACUACACUGGGGAGUGAGGAUGGCCCCUGUCCCCACAAAGCUUGUGGCCUUGUCAGGAAGACGGGCAGGUGGACAGGCAGGUGCAGCACAGUGUGAUUGUGUUUGGUUGGUGGAACUGUUUAUACCACCAAUGGCCAAAAGCCACCAAAAUGAGCCUGGCAGCCUCAAAUGCUUUUUGGAUAGAGAUGGAAUAGAAAUAAACUUAAGUAAAUAAAUUAA
Cynocephalus volans (Philippine flying lemur) is the source of this 4567-nucleotide messenger RNA. RefSeq names its product ATP binding cassette subfamily B member 8 (gene ABCB8). The transcript is spliced from 16 exons. Gene Ontology annotation, biological process: transmembrane transport. Gene Ontology annotation, cellular component: membrane. Gene Ontology annotation, molecular function: ABC-type transporter activity; ATP binding; ATP hydrolysis activity. Lineage: Eukaryota; Metazoa; Chordata; Mammalia; Dermoptera; Cynocephalidae. Bases 51 to 2195 code for a protein of 714 amino acids. The record is from RefSeq and is a predicted model, not a curated record.